AUGGCGCCUCCUCACUCUGGCCGACGCGGCCGCCGCGCGCCCGAGGAUACGGACCCAAUGCUCGCCGAUUCCGACAGCGAUACCGCUUACGAAGACGACGACCGCUUCGACGAGGGCAAGACAUCGGCCGAGCUCCGCAGGGAGGACCAGUCGCUGCUGGAAGAAGAGGAGGAGCGCGAGAAGCUGAUCGCCCGCAGCUCGUCCGCAGGCAGCGCAAGGAAAGGCGGCCUGGGCAGGCUAUUCCGCGGGAGAGAUGGCGAUACCUCGCGACGUAAGUCCAAGAUGGAGCCCGGGCGAGACCGCAGGCGAUACCUCCACAGUUCCGAAGAGAGUGGACUCAUGUAUGAUACCGAAGAAGGGGGGAGGCUGUCGAGUGCGUCGUCUAGGGACUCUUCCGAGGCUGACGAGGAGCGGCUGCGCGCCCUGCUGGGCAAGAAGAAACGGUCUUCGAGACCACUUCUUCUGCGCACUAUCAUCUACGUCUUCAUCGUUAUCUUGUUUUUCAUUCUGCUCUUUGCAGCCUACAGAGCAUCUGGUUUGCGGCCGACCAAGCACUAUGCAACCAUGCUGAGCAAUGGUUCUGCAACCUUUGCCCCGACCACUAUUCUCAUCUCUCUCGAUGGCUUCCGCGCAGACUUUCUCCAGCGAAACCUCACCCCAACGAUGCAGAGUUUCAUUGAUCAGGGCGUUUCUCCACCGUACAUGAACCCUAGCUUUCCCAGCGUAACCUUUCCCAACCACUGGACACUGGCCACAGGCCUCUAUCCUGAGGCCCACGGCAUUGUUGGCAACACUUUCUGGGACCCUGAAUUUGAGCAGGACUUCUACUACACGCACAUUGAGGUCAGCAUGCAGAGCAAAUGGUGGGGCGGUAAUCCCCUCUGGGCGACAGCCGAGAGCCAAGGUAUCAGGACCGCUGUGCACAUGUGGCCGGGUUCUGAAGCCCACGUCGGCGAGUAUGAGCCUGCUCACCUUGACAAAUACAACGGCUCGGAGAAGCUGUCGGUGAAGGUCGACAGAAUUCUUGGGUUCCUGGAUCUCCCAGGCCCAGAUAGUCCACAUGCUCUUGGAGAUCAGCCUCGCCCUCAGCUCAUCGCUGCCUACGUACCCAACGUCGAUGCCGAUGGCCACAGGUACGGUCCGAACAGUACUGAGAUCAGAGGGACCAUCACGGCCGUCGACACCAUGCUCGGUAAUCUGUUCAAGGGGCUCGAGGACCGCAACCUGACGAACAUCGUCAACGUGGUCAUUGUUUCGGACCACGGCAUGGCAACGACUGAUAUUUCGCGCCUCAUCCAGCUCGAGGACCUCAUCGACCCGAGUCUGAUUGAGCACAUCGACGGCUGGCCGCUCUACGGCCUGUGGCCCAAGAACCCAGACAACCUCGACCGCCUGUACCAGGAGCUCAAACUCAAAGCCGAGCACAACCCCAACAUCGAAGUCUACCUCCGCGACUUCAACAUGCCGGAGCGCUACCACUUUGCCAGCAACUCCCGUAUUGCACCGCUUUGGAUUGUGCCGAAGGCCGGUUGGGCCAUCGUCACCAAGGACGAGUUCGACGUCGAGCAAGGGUUGCAGACGGGCGCGGCCUACCAGCCGCAUGGCCUGCACGGCUACGACCACGAGCACCCGCUCAUGCGUGCCAUCUUCUUGGCCAGGGGCCCCGCCUUCCCGCACCAGCCCGGCAGCAGGUUGGAGCCGUUCCAAAACAUCCAGCUCUACAACAUCAUUUGCGACUCCCUGGGCAUCGAGCCCGCCCCCAACAACGGCACCCUCCGCCUGCCCCUCAAGCCCGUCGGUCUGCACUCGGACGUCGAGCCCGAGGAGUCACCCGCAGACCCGCCUGCGCCGGCAGCGGAGACGACAACCUUAGCCGGCCACGUCCUGUCCAGCACUCCUUCUGCCCCAUCUUCUUCUCCUUCGGCAACGGCUGCGCAGUCCUCGGUUGCUGCUGCUGCUUCUUCCGCCGCUGCUGCGACCACGACGGCUCCCGCGCCUAGCAAUGAGGAGACGAGUGAAGGAGGUGAUGACGAGGGAAAGAGUGAUGGGGAUGAUGGCGAGGGAAAGAAGGGAGAUGAGGAAGAGAAAGAGGAAAAGAUGAGCUGGUGGGAGUGGUUUACGGACAAGGUUAACUCGGCGAAGGGCUGGGCCGUCGACGUCGCUAACAAGGCGGGCGACAAGAUCGAGGAGGUGAAGGAGAAGGUUAAGGGCGAUAAAGGCGAAGAAGAGAAGGGAGAGAGCCCGUGA
Messenger RNA from Lasiodiplodia theobromae, 2247 nucleotides. Its product is annotated as Type I phosphodiesterase/nucleotide pyrophosphatase/phosphate transferase. Gene Ontology annotation, biological process: nucleoside triphosphate metabolic process. NCBI's taxonomy places the organism in Eukaryota, Fungi, Ascomycota, Dothideomycetes, Botryosphaeriales, Botryosphaeriaceae. Bases 1 to 2247 code for a protein of 748 amino acids. The transcript has 3 exons. Gene Ontology annotation, molecular function: ribonucleoside triphosphate phosphatase activity; nucleoside triphosphate diphosphatase activity. The record is from RefSeq and is a predicted model, not a curated record.